Drosophila bipectinata is the source of this 3174-nucleotide messenger RNA. It is a transcript of the gene capt, whose product is annotated as adenylyl cyclase-associated protein 1. NCBI's taxonomy places the organism in Eukaryota, Metazoa, Arthropoda, Insecta, Diptera, Drosophilidae. Gene Ontology annotation, biological process: cell morphogenesis; cytoskeleton organization; actin filament organization. Gene Ontology annotation, molecular function: adenylate cyclase binding; actin binding. The record is from RefSeq and is a predicted model, not a curated record. Gene Ontology annotation, cellular component: cytoplasm.
ACGGGUGCGGGUGUGCGUGCGUGAGUUUAAAUCGCAUUUCUGUGUCAUUCAGAGGUCCUGCUUUGGUAGUCACUUGACCCAGUUGGUGGUCCGGACCCGUUCGUGGACCAGGCGACGCUUCUUUCGCUUCCAAAUGUGCCAAUGUUCGGGCGAGGUGCGGAUGUGUCGACCAGCAAUCCCACAUACAUAAACAUAAAUACCUAAAUGAGCAAGGAGUGGCCCGCUUCCACUUCCACUGCCACCACUGGAGCUCCAGUUCCUGUUUCUACUUUGCGGCUUUUGCUAACCAAACCCAAACCAUUUGUAUGGCUGCUGCUGCCUGUGAUGCCAGUGUUGUGAUUUGUUGAGUCCUGUACCCGCAAAAACAACAACAACAAGAACAGCAUCACCAUCAAAAUGUUCUCCUGCUGCCGAGCUACACCCCGGGCCGGAAAGAAGGAAAAGAAGAAGAGCGAGGAUACCGAGAAGAUUGAGGAGACGACAGACGACAAAAAGGAGCCUCAGCUUAAUGGCAAGCAGGAGCUCCUAGCUAGGGAGCCACCCGAGAAGCCGGAUAAUCCGCCGGACACUGCCAAUCCGACUCAGGCUGAAGCAGCUACAGUAGCUUCAUCACCAGCACCAACUUCACCACCAGCACCACUACCACUACCAGUACCAGUUCCAGCACCAGUUGCAGCUGCAGAAGCAGCCAAAGAAACUGAAAUCGAGACAUUAGCCCGAUCGACGCACUCUUCCACUUCCACUGCCCCGCCAGCCUCGAUGACCAGCGCCGGGGCCGAGGAGGAGGAGGAGGAGAAUAAAGUGGCGGUGGCUGAAAUUAAUCCGACAACACCAAGCUCCCAGCCGCCACCUACCAAGAGCUGUCUCUCCAGGCACAACUCCACGCACCAGUCAAUUAAGAAGAAGGUUAACAUCAGCAACCGGGCGGAGAUAAUUGAGCCGGAUCCCCUGCCCCUGUUGGUAUUGGCCAGUCAGAAUCAGGGCUCCCUGCUGGACGACGACGAGGUGUUCUCCGACUCACUGCCUCCGCCGAAAAGGGAGAGCAUGUGUGCGCCAUAUAUCGAGGGGGAUCUCGUCUCGGAGACGGUGGCGUUCGUUCACGGAUUGCCCGCUUGGUUCGACGACGAGCGACUGAAUGAGAUCGGCUGUAUCGAACCGCCGGUCACGCCGGUUGGACGCGACGAGCUGGAGCUGAAGCGCCAGCGCCUCUACACGGAGCUCCUGCGAGCAGCCCACGCAGCUGUGGAGCACAGCGUGGCCGUGCGGGAUAACGUGCCGGAAGCCAAGCCCACGACCGAGCACUUGGAAAGCAUUUGCGAACGUCUAGAGAACCUAGUCGACCGCUUGGAACGGACUCUAGCAGCGCCACCACCGCAUCCGCAGCCACUUGAACUGCCCACGCCCAUUCUCCCGCCCCCGCCAGUCGAAACCGAAGAAGUUCUUCCAACAGCCGAAGCAGAAACGCCACCACCACCACCUCCUCCACCACCAAGCAGCAGCAUGAGUGUCGCAGGAUUCGAGGAUAUUGUGGCGGGUCCACUGAGCCAGUAUCUGUCCCUCUCCGCCAAAAUUGGCGGCGAUGUUGCCCAGCAUGCCGAGCUCGUGAAGGGCGCUUUCGGUUCCCAGCUGCAGUAUGUGACGCUGGCCACCCAAAUCGCCCAGCCGGCGCAGCCUAAGCAGGCCGAGCUGCUGAAGCCAACCUCCACGCAGAUCAGCGCCAUCCAGGACUUCCGUGAGAAGCAUCGCUCCUCUCCCUUCUUCAACCACCUGUCUGCCAUCAGCGAGAGCAUUCCCGCUUUGGGAUGGGUGUGCGUGGAGAAGACCCCUGGUCCGUAUGUCAAGGAGAUGAACGACGCCGGCCAGUUCUACACGAACCGUGUUCUCAAGGAGUGGAAGGAGAAGGACACCACGCAUGUGGAGUGGGCUCGCUCCUGGGUCCAGACGCUGACCGAGCUGCAGGCCUACAUCCGGCAGUAUCACACCACUGGCUUGGUGUGGUCCGGCAAGGGUGCUGCCCCAGCUGGAGGCGCCCCGCCACCACCACCACCCGGUGGUCUCCCCCCACCGCCGCCACCACUGGAUCUGAAUGCCCUUAAGCUGGACAGUGCCGGCGAUGAUCGUAGUGCUCUGUUCGCCCAAAUUAACCAGGGUGCCGACAUCACCAAGAACUUGAAGAAGGUAACUGGGGACAUGCAGACCCACAAGAAUCCGUCUUUGCGCUCCGGCCCUGCUCCGUUUAAGGCACCAGCUCAGUAUGGUGGCCAAGCCACGGCUGCUCCAACCGCCGCUCCAGCAAAGGAGCCAGUGUUCACCCGCGACGGCAAGAAGUGGAUCAUUGAGUACCAGAAGAACAACACUGGUCUGCUUGUCGAGAAUGCCGAGAUGAACAACGUGGUGUAUGUGUUCCGGUGCGAGGGAUCAACGCUGACGGUCAAGGGCAAGGUGAACAACAUCGUGUUUGACUCGUGCAAGAAAUGUUCUCUGCUCUUUGAUUCUGUGGUGGCCUCCGUGGAGUUUGUCAACUGCCAGAGCGUUCAGAUGCAAGUGCUCGGCUCAGUGCCGACUGUGUCCAUCGACAAGACCGACGGUUGCCAGAUGUAUCUCUCCAAGGACUCGCUGGGCGUAGAGAUUGUCAACUCCAAGUCCUCCGAGAUGAACAUCCUCUUGCCCCAGGACAAUGGCGACUAUACCGAGUUGGCUUUACCGGAGCAGUAUAAGACCACCAUUGCUGGCAAGACCCUCAAGACUGUGUGCGUGGACAGCCUGGGCUAAUGCGGGCAAUCCCUUGCCUGGGAUAUGAUCUGUUGCUUUUCCAACUAUCAUCAACAUCUGUAGCUGCAUUAGCCAGUCAGCAGUCGUAAUUGUAUUUAGGCUUAAGCGCAAAGUUUUUCGUAAUUCAGAUAUUUUGAGAUCAAAGUUUUCGUACCCGAUUGUAAUGAGGAUGUUGCCAAACUUUGCUAUCCUGGCUAGUGGAAAGUAUUUAUAUAAUUUAUUUCGAUGGAAAAGCGAUGAAAUCAAAACAAAACUGAACCCAAUGUAUUUAUAUCGAGAGUGUGUAACGAACCUGAGCACGAAAUUCGAAACUUUUUUAAGCCGACUCUUCACUCGAUCAUCAGAAGUAACUCUUUUUUAUAUUCUAUUUAAAUAAAAAUUUAAACAUUUUUUAUCAGAUAA